Stegostoma tigrinum is the source of this 1693-nucleotide messenger RNA. It is a transcript of the gene manf, whose product is annotated as mesencephalic astrocyte-derived neurotrophic factor. Bases 94 to 639 code for a protein of 181 amino acids. NCBI's taxonomy places the organism in Eukaryota, Metazoa, Chordata, Chondrichthyes, Orectolobiformes, Stegostomatidae. Gene Ontology annotation, cellular component: endoplasmic reticulum. The transcript has 4 exons. Gene Ontology annotation, biological process: dopaminergic neuron differentiation; neuron projection development. The record is from RefSeq and is a predicted model, not a curated record.
GUGGAAGACCGGUUUGGUUGCACGGUGCAGUUGUGUUGCCGGCAGAACUCGAGGGGUGGCCCUUUUCGGUGCGGUGGAGUGUUGGAGCUGAAGAUGGGCAGGAUACUCUUGGCUAGUGGUCUGGCUGCGGUGUUAGUCUUCUUCGUGACGCCUUCUGAGACACUGAAAGAAGGAGAGUGUGAAGUAUGUUUGUCGUUCCUGGAGCGGUUUUAUAACUCACUGAACGAACAAGGUGUAAACUUUACUCCUGAUGUUAUAGAAGAACAUCUAAUCCAGCAAUGCAAGGAUGUCAAGGGCAAGGAGAACAGAUUUUGCUAUUACAUUGGAGCAACACGUGAUGCAGCCACCAAGAUAGUUAAAGAAGUCUCCAAACCCAUGAGCAAUCAUGUGCCGGUUACUAAAAUCUGCGAAAAACUGAAAAAGAGUGAUAGUCAAAUCUGUGAUCUAAAAUACGACAAACAGGUGGACCUAAGCACAGUUGAUCUGAAGAAGCUGAGAGUCAAGGAGUUGAGGAAGAUCUUGGACGAGUGGGGCGAAUCAUGUAAAGGCUGUGCAGAGAAAUCUGACUUCAUCCGCAAAAUCACAGACCUGAUGCCCAAGUAUGCGCCCCUUGCUGCCAAAUCACGGAGCGAGCUCUAGUGAAGUUCAAGGAUACCCUGCUUCCACCUCAUUAUUGUACAUUUCCAUUGGUUUUUCACUUGCCUUUUUGUAUUUAUUAAUAAAAAGGGGACUUUAAUGUCUUGAGAUUUGCUAUAAAAUAAACUGAUUUGUGGGAAGUGUUGCUUGUGGUGUUUUGGGGCGGGUCCAUGAGUUAGGACAUGGAAGUGCUUGUAAAAGUUGAUUUUUAAAAUGUGUGCUGGCUGGAUUCACUGAGCAAUGAAAUGGAGUAUGGUCAUGCAGCAGUUCCCUGAGAAAUAGCAGCAUUUCUUUUUGAUGGUUAAUACAGUUCUACAUUCUGAUUUGCCUAGGCCUUUGGUUCAAAUCUAUUACUAAUUGUUUGGGUUAGUUGGCAUGCCUGUUGUAAGGGCCACAUGAAUUAAUUGGAAUAAUCUGAACCUGUUCCUUGUUUGGCAUGAGCUGUAAAUAUAAUUUCAUCAGUUGGUUAUUUAGCACUCCAGGGACUCCUCUAGUAAUGUCCCUUAUGUCCAGCAACUUCCAGUCCAUGUUCUAAAUCAGCAGAUCUAUAUGCUGAAAGAGGAAUCUGCACUGGCAAAUGUAUAUUUGUAAACACUUGAAGUGCUGGCAUGGGAUUAAAUUGUGAUGAUUCCUCAUGUUCUUCCCUUCCUCUAGCCUUUUUGCUUAAGCCAUGGUUCUUAUUGAAGAACCCUGGGAAGGGAAGGCAGUAGAGAAUACAUUCCACCAUGAGCAGAGGUGGAGGGUACAUCUCAAAGAUGUGCUGAAAUGGACAUUCUUCGUAAUGUCAUAUUAAAGCAAUGAUAGGGGCUUGGCAGCUCAUCGGGUAGGUGGAGGGGCUUGGAGCUGACAUUAGGUAGCAAUGUCUUACUUUGGUAGAAUUGCCCUGACCUUCAAUGCAAAGACCUACUCUUGUUCUGUCUCACCCAAUCCCAAGUAUGAAAGCCAGUUGUCCAGUCUGUCACUCAACGAUCCUAGUAUGCUGCAGAUAUCUAUUAACCCACUAUUUUUGUUGUGUUUACAAAAAAACUUUGCUCAUUAAACAAUUUUUUUUCUAAAA